GUAAGUAGGUCGGCCAUCUGGACCUCAGGCCUGACUCUCUCCUGCCCAGGACACCCACCGCCACCACCCCAUGAGGAGGGGACCUAAGCCCUGGCAUGAAACGCUGCCCAAUAGGCUGGUGCCUGCCACCCAGGAGUCCUCCCGUCUGGCCAGCGGCCCCCGACCACCCCGCUGCGGGGUGCCUGACCCGCCCGAGAUGCUGAGUGCCCGCAACAGGCAGAAGCGGUUUGUGCUGUCUGGCGGACGCUGGGACAAGACCGACCUCACCUACAGGAUCCUCCGCUUUCCGUGGCAGCUGGUGCGGGAGCAGGUGCGACAGACGGUGGCCGAGGCCCUGCAGGUGUGGAGCACGGUGACACCACUCACCUUCACUGAGGUGCAUGAGGGUCGAGCUGAUAUCAUGAUAGACUUCACCAGGUACUGGCAUGGGGACAACUUGCCCUUUGAUGGACCUGGCGGAAUCCUGGCCCAUGCCUUCUUCCCCAAGACCCACCGAGAAGGGGAUGUCCACUUCGACUAUGAUGAGACCUGGACGGUGGGGGACAACCAAGGCACCGACCUCCUGCAAGUGGCCGCUCACGAGUUUGGCCACGUGCUGGGGCUGCAGCACACGACGGCCGCCAAGGCACUCAUGUCUCCUUUCUAUACCUUCCGGUACCCGCUGAGCCUCAGUCCAGAUGACCAAAGGGGCAUUCAGCACCUGUACGGCCGCCCCCGUGCAGCCCCCGCCCCCAGUGCCCCGGCCCUGGGUCCCCGGGCUGGCGUGGACACCAAUGAGAUUGCCCCACUGGAGCCGGCAACCCCGCCAGAUGCCUGUGAGACCUCCUUCGACGCUGUCUCCACUAUCCGAGGAGAGCUCUUCUUCUUCCAGGGGCCCUUUGUGUGGCGCCUGCGGGGGGGCCGGCUGCAGCCUGGCUACCCUGCUCUGGCCUCUCGCCACUGGCAGGGGCUGCCCAGCCCAGUGGAUGCCGUCUUCGAAGAUGCCCGGGGCCAUAUCUGGUUCUUCCAAGGUGCCCAGUACUGGGUGUACGACGGCGAGAGGCAGGUCCUGGGCCCUGGGCCCCUUUUGACGCUGGGCCUGGCGGGCUCCCGUGUGCAUGCUGCCCUGGUCUGGGGCCCUGAGAAGAAUAAGGUCUACUUCUUCCGUGGAGAAUACUACUGGCGCUUCCAGCCCAGCUCCAGCCGUGUGGACAGCCCCGUGCCCCGCCGGGCCACCGACUGGAGAGGGGUGCCUGCGGAGAUCGAUGCUGCCUUCCAGGAUGCUGAUGGCUAUGCCUACUUCCUGCGCGGCCGCCUCUACUGGAAGUUUGACCCUGUGAAGGUGAAGACGCUGGAGGGCUUCCCCCGCCUGGUGGGCCCGGACUUCUUCGGCUGUGUCGAGCCUGCCAACACUUUCCACUGACCCUGGCCUGCAAGCCCUUGGGGCUUUGUGCUCUGCCUGCAGACGUGGGCUCUGGGGCAGCGGGACCCAGGUGGGCGGGGCAGGGUGGGCCACGCAGGCCGUGGACACCCACCAGCAGUGGUCCUCGAUGGAGCAGGUGUUACCUGCGCUGUGCAGCUCAUAGUCCGAUCCAGCUGCCCCUUGGGGUGGGACUUCCGCAGGGCUGGGGCGCCCAGAGUAAUGUCCUUGAAGGCCCUGUGGUCAGGUUCCUGGGGGGAGUUGUGAUACCCACAACCCUUGGCCUGUCCCAGUGGGCAGGGACCUCUCAUGGAUAGCCGGCUGUGGGCCAGGCUGCCAGCCAGGUGGUGAUCCUGAGAUCUGUCCCCGGGACCUGCUGAAGGACCAGAACCACCUGGGGGAAGCGGAAGCUCUUCCUGCUGGAGACCCCAGGCCCUGGAGGCCCCAAGAUACCUCAUUCCUGUCCCAGUGGAAGCCCUCACAGCCCUCGUCUAGUGCUGAUUCUCUGGGCGCACCCUCCCACCCUGGACCCCAGUCCUGUAAAUGUGUAUAGAAUGUACAAAGCCAUUUUUACCAAAGAACUGUCAUUAAACACACUCGUUUUCUA
Echinops telfairi (small Madagascar hedgehog) is the source of this 2006-nucleotide messenger RNA. RefSeq names its product matrix metallopeptidase 11 (gene MMP11). The transcript is spliced from 7 exons. The record is from RefSeq and is a predicted model, not a curated record. Gene Ontology annotation, molecular function: metalloendopeptidase activity; zinc ion binding. Gene Ontology annotation, biological process: proteolysis; extracellular matrix organization; collagen catabolic process. The coding region runs from base 71 to 1402 and encodes 443 amino acids. Lineage: Eukaryota; Metazoa; Chordata; Mammalia; Afrosoricida; Tenrecidae. Gene Ontology annotation, cellular component: extracellular matrix.